Anguilla anguilla (European eel) is the source of this 2424-nucleotide messenger RNA. RefSeq names its product V-set and Ig domain-containing protein. Gene Ontology annotation, biological process: regulation of osteoclast development; regulation of bone resorption; regulation of actin cytoskeleton organization. The transcript has 3 exons. NCBI's taxonomy places the organism in Eukaryota, Metazoa, Chordata, Actinopteri, Anguilliformes, Anguillidae. Bases 1158 to 2021 code for a protein of 287 amino acids. Gene Ontology annotation, cellular component: plasma membrane. The record is from RefSeq and is a predicted model, not a curated record.
UGGAUCGGUUCAAAUUGGGGUGCACCAUCUGGCCAGCUUCCCUCAUUGAAAGACUGAUUUAUUCCAUGGUCUACAACUGUGAGUCUAAUUUCAUUUGACACUUUGACUCCAUUUUCCACAUUCAUCUGGCUGGUGUACCACUAGACAUACAGACUGCCCUUCCUCACUGGGCUCCAUGUUGUGCUGCUCCUCUUCCUCUCUGCUGGCAUUCUCUUCUGUUUGCCUCCAUUUCUCAACAACACCAACUCAUUGGUGCUCUCUUUCAUAGCUGAUUAUGGACUGUUGGAUGGAUUGUUGAUCUGACAAUUGUUUCGCUUCAUAUUGUUAUCAUCUGCUGUCACCAAGUCAAGUCAGUUUAUUUGGGUGGGACUUGAUUUUUGUAUCAUGUGUUAAGUCUUGUGUUUACAGUUGUGAAAAAUGUUUCUCAUUUGUAUUUUGAGUGAAAGCAACAUAAAUGACAAAAAUAGAUAGUGUUUUGUUGAUUUAGGUUCAUGUGUUGACAUGUUAGACUAUAGUUUCAAUGAAAGUGUAAAUAAAUAGAAAAAAAUCCUGCCGUAAGCAGUUAAUACUGUUUAAAACUGUAGAGACAAUAAAAACAUUAAGAAAUGAGACUCAGCGUCUGUAUGUAAGAAUUAAGUAGAUGUGUCCAAAAAAGGGAUUAAAAGUCGACCAAAAGUACUAUUUAUUUCAAGUAUUGUUAUUGGUGACUGAUCACUCAGUAACUGAAUGAUGGAAGAGAACUGCUCUGCAAAUGAGUGUCAGUAUUAUGAUAUAUAAUACAUAAUAUAUAAUAUAUAAGUAUAACAGUAAGGAACAAGGAACAUCUCCUCUGAGGAAAUAUUAAGUACAAAAGUGUGUGCAUGUAUGUGCGUGUGUGUGCAUGUGCGUGUGUGUGUGUGUGUGUGCAUGAGCAUGUGCGUGUGUGUAUGAGCACAUGUGUGUAAUAAUGUCAAUGUAAGUAGCUGUGACAGAGCCUGGAACAGACAUGAUUUAGUGGCAUGUGUCUGUGUGUGGUGCACGUGUGGAUGAAGGAUGGGAAAAUAUCAGGCCUGGUCACGUUGUUCGAGUGACAGUGAGUCAGGGCAGAUGUGUCACAGUGCUCUGGUCUGGUCAGUCUCACGCCACCACACUAGGCUCAAAGGAAGAGCAGGAGCAGCAUGGAUUCUCAAUACCUCUGCACCUUCCUAUUCGUCCUACUCCUACACCCAGCAGCUGGGCAUGAUGAUGGCUGGUCAAUGAAGGUGCCUCCAGAGGUACGGGCGAUAGAGGGGUACCCCGUAGUGCUGCCUUGCUCCUUCACCCAUCCGCAUCGCACACACCACUCCUCUAUGUUAGUCAUGUGGAGACUGGGUCACGGUUCGACUGCCACAGUGCUUUUCCAGUGUGCCAGCCACAACGACAGCCAUCGUUGCCAGACGGUGCCUCACCAGGACCACCGCUACCGCCUGGAGGGUAACCCGCGUGAGCAUGACCUGUCACUCAGGAUUAACAACGUUGCCUUGCAAGACAACGGCCGCUAUUUCUGUCGUGUUGAGUUGCCAGGCCACCCAUAUGCCAGCUUUGAGAACAAGAUGGGCACACGCCUGAGGGUAGAAGCUGGUCCACGGAUCCUUGGGCUGUCAGUAGAGGGCACUGAAGAGUCAGGGUAUAGGGCGCUAUGCCGUGUCCAGGGAUCCCCUCUUCCAGACAUCCAAUGGACUGGGCCUGGAGAGGCUCUGGAGGGUGCCCCGCUCUCUCCUGCUGCUCACGAGGCCCCUGCACAGCACCACACCUCCAGUCUUCUGCAGGACAUCGUCCCUGGAGAACAGUACACAUGUAGCGCCUCCAACCCCCUGGGGAAGGAUCAGGCCACCCUCUACCUGCUGACCUCGACCCCUGUCCCGACUUCCUCUGGACCUACCCCAGUCCUGCUGCUACUCUCCUUUUCCCUGGGGACCAAGAUGAUAUUGUUCCUGGGAUGGGGUGCCUGGCUGGUCAGCGAUGGGGCUUUAUCUUCCUGGGUCAGCAGUGAGACCCAGUGAAACAAACACACGUGAAUGUUCACAAACAGCCUAGUCGCUUGUCUCUUACUCCAUACAUAUCUGGUUGUAACCUAUAAAACUGUGCUUGCAGAAACAACUUAAUCACAUCGGCUUCAGUCAUAUGGAAGGGACAACGUAUCAUGUGACGGAGUUAUUGUUACCCUCUUAUUAAUAUUCCUUUCAACACAGCCAUAGCACACAUGCCACUGAUUGAUCUAUUUCUUAUCAUCAAUACUUGAGGCAAACAUUAGGGAUCAUGUUGCCUGGAUCAGUAUGUUCAUUUUGACAUGACAUGUCCUGCCCAAUGGUAAAUUACUGUAAUAUCAGAUGUGUGCAUGUAAUGCAUGCAGGUUAGCUGUGUUGGUAAGUUUAAUUGCACAAGACUACAAAAUUACUUCAGACU